AAAAUCAGCUUCGGAGCAAAAUAGCUGAAAAAGUUUUGGGGUGUUCAAUUUGUAUAUUGUCUUAAAAUGGAAUGAUACCUGUCUUUUAUGCUUUGUACAAAGGGCGAAGAGCAUGGCAGACCCGGGCUCCUGAUCCGCGUCAUCCGUGCAUAUAUCUAUAUACCAAGCUCUGCUAAGAGAUAGCCAAGCUUGCCAAGAUUCGAUGUGAGGUAGUGUCACAUGACAACGAUGUAUAUAUACUCCUACUCAGUGGAUCUCAAGUAUCGUAACCUUUACAUAAACAACAACUAUUACAAUGAUUCUUCUUCUGACAUAUCAUCUGUUGAACGGGAAGUCCCUCUCCUUUUGCCAGAAAGCACUUCGUCCAGCAGACCACUUAUUCCCACUCCACUACGUCCACCAAGAAUAGGUCCUCUGGAAAUUUUCCAUCGACGUACCAGGAAGACGACGGUGACACUAUCUCUACCGACUCCCAUGUCCCCUCUGUCGGACAACCUCUGGAGACCAAGUUCCAAUUUCUUUCGUUGGGAACUUCAGACAUCCCAACCUCAGGUUCGUCAAAGCUCGUUUACACUCCAGAUCCUUCUGGACAAACCUCUUCUCAGAGAUCUUCUUUCAGACAAUUGUCAGAAGUUCCCUCUCCUGCAGAUCCCAAAGACUAGAGUGUCAGGACUUUAUCCCCUGCCUCUUUGUCUUCCAGACGAAUUUCGUCUUCUGUCAGAGAUCCUACGAAUCUUAAAGACCCGAGUGUCAGGACCUCAUCCCCUGCCUCCUCGUCUUCCAGACAAACAUCGUCCAGAUCUGUCAGAACUUCUUCAACAAUAUCUACGAGAUCUAAGUUUUCCCAGACAAUUGAGAUCCCCAGAGCCACUACACGAUCUCAAUCUCGUUUGCAAUCCGCUACCCCAAUGUCUUCCAGCGGCCAUCCGUCGGGAACUGGUCCCCCCGCGGGUCCUCCGCAAAUCCAGGUAACGGACAUGCACACAACGACUUUCAGGCUAAUCAACCUCCACCCCUUCUCACUGCCGAACUGGCAGCAAGACUUAUUGCCGAGGCUUUUGCUCAACAGCCUCAACGACCCGAACCACAAGUCAACCCAAACAAUAACAAUGGAGGUAAUCUCAAAGCCGAAGACGUCGGUUACUUCAAUCCCAGCUCCAAAGACACUGAAAACCUAGGCUUCUUCGCCUCCGGCAAACAUACCAUCUAUACUAAC
Messenger RNA from Daldinia caldariorum, 1216 nucleotides. RefSeq lists its product as uncharacterized. NCBI's taxonomy places the organism in Eukaryota, Fungi, Ascomycota, Sordariomycetes, Xylariales, Hypoxylaceae. The transcript has 2 exons. The coding region runs from base 220 to 972 and encodes 250 amino acids. The record is from RefSeq and is a predicted model, not a curated record.